AGUAAGAAGGGGGCAUUCAAAACAAAACAACAGAAGGCACUAAAAAUGGAGGUAUCAGCCCCACCCGGUGUUCUACGCUCACCGUCUUCACUCUCAUCUCCGCCGCUAAAAUCCGGACUCCUCACCUUCUCCACUUCCCGGCGGGCACAUCUCCCACGCAAGCAGCAGCACCACUUGAAUCUCAGACACAUGGACUCUUCUCACUCUCACAGAAUCAUCACUCCCUGUGCGGCCAACAAUGGCUACUCCACUCUCACCGAUUCCCCUACUGCCUCUGGGGCGAGAAUUGGGGAGGUUAAGAGAGAGACCAAGGAGACCAAUGUAUCGGUCAAGAUAAACCUUGACGGCACUGGAAUUGCUGAUUCCAAUACUGGGAUUCCUUUCCUUGAUCAUAUGUUGGAUCAACUGGCGUCGCAUGGGUUGUUGGACGUGCAUGUGAGGGCUACCGGUGACAUCCACAUUGAUGAUCAUCACACGAAUGAAGAUGUCGCUCUUGCUAUUGGAACGGCUUUGCUUCAAGCGCUUGGUGAUAGAAAAGGAAUCAACAGGUUUGGUGACUUCUCUGCUCCUCUUGAUGAAGCUUGGAUUCAUGUCUCACUGGAUUUAUCUGGCCGACCACAUUUGGGAUAUGAUCUACAGAUACCCACCCAGAGAGUUGGUACCUAUGACACUCAGUUGGUGGAACAUUUUUUCCAGUCUUUGGUGAAUACUUCUGGUAUGACGCUUCAUAUUCGGCAGCUUUCUGGAAGGAAUUCUCACCAUAUUAUUGAGGCAACCUUCAAAGCAUUUGCAAGGGCUCUUCGACAAGCACUAGAAUGUGAUCCACGUCGCCUUGGGAGCAUUCCAAGCUCGAAAGGUGUCCUGUCACGUUCUUGAAGCACAUGAUAAUGAGAUGCAGAUGGAUUAUUUCUGAUAAGUUUCUAAAUAAUCUUUGGUCAUAGCUCCGCCAUGUUAGGACAAGUCAAGUUUGGACCAGAUCUGCGGGCUUGUAGUGGUUCCAGAGAUGCCAAAUUGAAAACACAUGUGAGCAUUGCUAACAUGGCUGAUAGGACUAAACCCUAAUACAGUGUAUUGUAUAUGUAACAUUAAAAUUCAGCAAUAAGUUAUUCGCGGUUUGAUGGUGCAAAUGGUUUUUCACUUCCUCUUGAAUGAAAAGUUUUCUUUGGCUA
Molecule: messenger RNA, 1169 nt
Organism: Fragaria vesca subsp. vesca
Lineage: Eukaryota; Viridiplantae; Streptophyta; Magnoliopsida; Rosales; Rosaceae
Product: imidazoleglycerol-phosphate dehydratase 2-like
Exons: 8
Coding region: 46-876 (276 amino acids)
Biological process (GO): L-histidine biosynthetic process
Molecular function (GO): imidazoleglycerol-phosphate dehydratase activity
Source: RefSeq, a predicted model, not a curated record